AUGGCGAAGAAGAGGAAGCUCGAAGCGGGACCCCCACAAAUUGAAAAGGAAGAGGAAAUCGUCGUCGAAGAAGAAGACCUCGAAGAGAUCAUCGACAACGAUGACGAAGAAGAAAUUGAAUACGAAGAAGUUGAGUAUGAAGAAGAAGAGGAAGAAGAAGCGGACGUUGAAGUAGACGAUCCACGCAACAACAACAGCGUUGGGGAGAAGCCAAUCCUGAGCAAAAAUGUUGGUGGCGACGCGUCGACAAUUCCAACCAACAACAAUAACGGCGGCGAGGUGGAGGAGGAGCCGAUUCAUAGCGUCCUAGCUGCAUUCAGUAAGGAAAAAUUGGUCGAAUUGCUUGCGGAGGCCGCGCAUCGCCACGUCGACUUGGCAGCUAGGGUUUGGGCAUCGGCGGAUGUGGACCCCUCCCAGCGGAAGAUAUUCGUGCACGGCCUCAAUUGGGACACCGCCGAGGAGACGCUGCUCAAGGAGUUCGCGAAACACGGCGAAAUUGAGGAAUGUCGCCUUAUCACCGACAAGAUCACCGGUCAAUCGAAGGGUUACGGGUCCGUUUUCUUUAGGACCUGCCGUGCAGCUCGCCAGGCGCUGAAGGAGCCUCAGAAGUUGAUCGACAGAUGA
Messenger RNA from Salvia miltiorrhiza (redroot sage), 624 nucleotides. Its product is annotated as UBP1-associated protein 2A-like. The transcript has a single exon. The record is from RefSeq and is a predicted model, not a curated record. NCBI's taxonomy places the organism in Eukaryota, Viridiplantae, Streptophyta, Magnoliopsida, Lamiales, Lamiaceae. The coding region runs from base 1 to 624 and encodes 207 amino acids. Gene Ontology annotation, molecular function: RNA binding.